Messenger RNA from Nematolebias whitei (Rio pearlfish), 2167 nucleotides. It is a transcript of the gene fkbp10b, whose product is annotated as FKBP prolyl isomerase 10b. The transcript has 10 exons. Bases 161 to 1867 code for a protein of 568 amino acids. NCBI's taxonomy places the organism in Eukaryota, Metazoa, Chordata, Actinopteri, Cyprinodontiformes, Rivulidae. The record is from RefSeq and is a predicted model, not a curated record. Gene Ontology annotation, molecular function: calcium ion binding; peptidyl-prolyl cis-trans isomerase activity.
GGAAAAACUGCAGACCUGGAGUUUGUCCACGUUUACAGCGCUCCGCUCCACAUCAUCUCCCACCCUGCAGGCCUGUACCUGAACGCACCUUAGAUUUCCUUUUUUUGUUUCUUUUAAAUCAGUUUUCAUCAUUAAAGCGAGCUGACCUUUGUGUAAAAACAUGUUUAGCCUGUGCCUGGUCGUGUCUUUCCUCUCUACGUGGCUUUCCGUGAAGUGUAACCCCAGUCCCGUCUUGGGAGACGUAGUCGUGGACAGAUACGACGUCCCCAAAGAUUGUCCGAGAGAGGCGAAAACCGGGGACUCAGUCCGCUACCAUUAUAACGCCACGUUUCUGAACGGGAGCGCGUUAGAUUCAAGCCACCAGAGAGGAGCAGCUAAAGUGGGUCUGAUCGGGGAGGGUCGGCUCAUCGCUGGGGUGGACAAAGGCCUGCAGGGGAUGUGCGUAAAGGAGCGCAGGAGGAUCACCGUCCCUCCUCACUUGGCUUAUGGAAGCACAGGCGCAGGGGACGCGGUUCCUCCAGAUACCACCCUGGUGUUUGAUGUCCACCUCCUGGAUCUGUGGAACAAAGACGAUCUGGUCGUCACCAAAACCAUCAGCACUCCCAAAGACUGCAAACGCUCCGUGAUGCGCACCGACUUCGUGCGUUACCACUUCAACGGCACGCUGCUCGAUGGCACCCCCUUCGACUCCAGCUACACCAGGAAGCAGACCCACAACUCUCUGGUGGGUGAAGGUUGGCUGAUCAAAGGCAUGGAUGAGGGGCUGCUGGGCAUGUGCGUGGGAGAGAUCAGGCACAUCACCAUCCCGCCGUUCAAAGCAUACGGAGAGAAGGGAUCCGGGACGGAGAUCCCUCCUCAGGCCACACUGGUGUUCGACGUCCUGUUGGAUGACAUUCACAACCCCAAGGAUAACAUCACCGUCGAGGACCAGGUGGUUCCCGAUCCGUGCAUUCGCAAGUCCGUGGUGGGCGACUACAUUCGGUACCAUUACAACGGAACGUUCCUGAACGGCGUCACCUUUGACACCAGUUAUCAAAGGAACGGCACUUACAACACGUACAUCGGGAUGGGGUAUGUGAUCCAGGGCAUGGACCAGGCCCUGCUGGGGGUCUGCAUCGGAGAGAGGAGGAGAGUCAUCAUUCCUCCUCAUCUGGCUUAUGGAGAGCAAGGAGCUGGUGAUGUGAUCCCACCGUCAGCAGCUCUGGUCUUCGACGUCCACGUCGUCGACUUCCAUAACCCCAGUGAUAAGGUCGAGAUCCAUGUCACCUUCAGACCUGAGGCGUGCAACGACACCACGGCUGUCAACGACCUCGUCCACUACCACUACAACUGCACUCUGCUGGACGGGACUCUGCUGUUUUCCUCACACAACUACGAGAACGUCCAGGAUGCGGUUCUGGGGGCGGACAAGGUGAUUGAUGGGCUGGAUGAGGGUUUGCAGGGCAUGUGCGUCGGGGAGAAGAGGCUGGUCACGGUGCCGCCUCACCUCGGACACGGAGAAAAAGGAGGUUCUGGCGUUCCGAGCAGUGCCGUGCUGCUGUUUGACAUCGAACUGGUGAGCUUUGAGAAGGGCGUGCCACCAGGGUACCUGUUCGUGUGGCUCGAGGAGUCUCCCAAAGAUCUGUUUAGUCUUCUGGAUUUAAACAAGAAUGAAGAGGUGCUACUAGAGGAGUUUAGGGAGUUCAUCAAGCUGCAGGUGGCAGAGGGAAAAGGCCGGAUAAAGCCCGGGCUGACCAUGGAGUCGGUUGUGGCCGACAUGUUCCAAAACCAGGACCGCAAUAAAGACGGAGUGAUAACGGCCAACGAGCUGAAACUAAAGGUGGACGAAGACGUCGAGCGGGAGCAGACGAGGCAUGAGGAGUUGUGAGAAGAAAAAAUACAAUGUUUUGGUUUUCUCUCAGGGAUAAACCUCAAAAAAACCUUAAAAACAUGAACAAUCAUCAGUGAGUGUUUCAGUGUCAGUUUAUUAUCUACGAAAAACUUUGGAUGAUUUAUUUUUUAUUUUUAUGACAAGUAAACAGAAUAAAGGGUUUGUUAGGGAGUUUUUUUUCAAUGUGUUUUAGAAAAUAACAGCUAAGAAACGAGCACCUUUGUCCCUGAAUGUCACAUUAAAGUGUUUGUUGAAAGAGAUGUUUCAUUUUUUUUUCUUGCAGUUCUCUGUUAAACU